CACGGGACAAAAUGGCUGGAGCGGGCGGCAGCGACGGCGAAGCCCUGGCUCCCAGGAUGGAGUACCCACAGAUAAUCUAGUUACUCUACUAUUUCUACUUCAAAUGUUAUUACCAUAAACAAAACAAAGGUGUUUUAUGUUUUAUAAUUAAGAUCAUAGAAAUGAGUGAUGAGUUAAGAAGAAACAAGCAAGAGAUUGUGAAUGGAUUGAACAUAUUUUGGGAAGAAAAUGAAGAAGAAGAAGCUUCUUUAGAAGAGCUUGAAGAAGAAUUUGACAUUCUUGAGGAGGAAGAAACAGAAACUAUAAGUGAAGAUGGUAGUUCAAAAGAAGCACAUGAUAUUGUAAGAAUGCCUCAAAAAGUGUCCCUCAGGAGUAUCUCAUCAAUGACAGAUGAAGAGAGGCUUAAUAUGAGAAUUAAGAAGUUUGGUAUAAUUACAAAUGAAGAAUUGAGAAAAUCACCAGGAAAUUCUUGCUUUGGAUUCAAUAUGUCAACUGGCAAAGAAGUCAAUACUGACAUGGAAAAGAAAAGAAAGAGACUGGAACGCUUUGGACUCCUUUGAUAUUCUACCUUAACGUUUCCUCUCCAAGUUUUAUAUAUUAAAGUAAAUAUAAUGGCCAAAUUAAAA
Molecule: messenger RNA, 626 nt
Organism: Callorhinus ursinus (northern fur seal)
Lineage: Eukaryota; Metazoa; Chordata; Mammalia; Carnivora; Otariidae
Source: RefSeq, a predicted model, not a curated record